Messenger RNA from Amborella trichopoda, 2997 nucleotides. Its product is annotated as transcription factor-like protein. The record is from RefSeq and is a predicted model, not a curated record. Lineage: Eukaryota; Viridiplantae; Streptophyta; Magnoliopsida; Amborellales; Amborellaceae. Gene Ontology annotation, cellular component: RQC complex.
UAUUGGGGUGCACAAAAAUUCUAGAGAGAAUAAUUAAUUGUUCCACGAUUGUAUUCUUGGGGUGCACAAAAUUUUUAGAGAGAGAAAAAUCGUUUUCGUGCCAAAACAUUUCAGUGGUUUGUCAUUGAACCAUGGAUGGGUUUUCUCAUUAAACUCGUUGCGAGGUCACGAUUUUCUCUCUCAUGAUUUUUUCUCUCUCUACAUCUGUGAACCAUGUCGGCUCGAAUGCUCAGGAAGGUUCUCCAAGAACAAGAACAACUGCGGAAAUCAACUGAUCACGAACCUCAAUGUCAAGAGGACUCUGAUUCCUCAGAAUCACCAGCUCCUUCGAGAAACCCAUUUGAUAUUCUCGAUGACCAGGCUGAUGAAGAAGAAGGAACUAACGAAAUUAUCACAUCUGACGUGGAAAUUAAACCAAAAAUGACUGAAGUAAUAAAUUCAAAAGCUAUUAGGAAAUCAAAGAAGAAAAAGAAAACAAAUAAAGAAAAUUCCACCUCUACAAAGGGUGAAAAUGAAGUCGAUUUGAUUUUAAAAGGGUUGUCUAUAAGUAGCACACACUCCAUCUCAGAGAAUGAGCCUUCUAAAAGUGAGGAAGGGGUUGGAAAAACAAAAGGAGUGGCUGCAAAAUCGCAUACCAACCUUCGGAAACCACAAUCACAAUCAAUUUUAGCUGUUGACCCCAAGUUUUUAAGGGCUGAGAAUGAGUUGAAAAGGAUUUUUGGUUCCAAAGUUGUGAGUUCGUUUGAGAACAGCCAUAGUGUUGGCAGUUCAAGGCAAAUGCAUGGUGCACGAAGGGGAGGCAUCAGUUCUAGAAAGACCAUACUUAUUUCUCCAUUAGGCGACUGGCCUCGUUGGGAUGGUUCUCUUUCCAUGGACUUUUUGGAGACUAAAGAUGGGCAAAAUUUUUUCAGAUACAUGCAUUCAACUUCAUAUGAUCAUGCACAAAGAAUAUUUGAAGCGGCGAAAUCUAUCCACGAUCUCAAUGGCAUUGCAAGUAUUUUAGCCUACCAUCCUUAUCAUGCUGAGUCUCUCUUAACCAUUGCAGAGGUCUUCAAAUUUUCAGGGGAGCAUCAAUUAUCCGCCGAUGCUAUUGGAAAGUGCUUAUAUGCCCUAGAAUGUGCAUGGCACCCACGCUUCAAUCCCCUUCAAGGCAACUGCCAAUUGAAAUUCACCUAUGAUACAAAUAAACCUAUAUUCACUGCCCUUUUCCACCACAUGCAAAACCUAGACAGGCGAGGGUGCCAUAGAUCAGCUCUCGAGAUUUGCAAGCUAAUGCUGUCACUGGACUCAGAUGAUCCAAUGGGCGCUCUCUUUUGUAUUGAUUAUUUUGCCCUUAGGGCAGAGGAAUAUGCAUGGCUAGAGCACUUUGCCGAUGAGUAUGAAAGCGAUAAUUCUCUUUGGCUGUUCCCAAAUUUUUCCUAUUCCCUUGCAAUUUGUCGCUUCUAUCUUGAGAAGGAUUCAACAAACAAAGAAAUGCAAAUACAAUCUGAGAGAUCGGCAUCAAUUGAUCUUAUGAAGCAAGCUCUGAUGCUCCAUCCUUCAGUAUUAAAAAAGUUGGUUGCCAAGGCACCUUUGAAGGAUUCAACAUGGACAAAGAUACUUGGGAAUUCUUUCUUUGGGUCCGCUAAAUCUGGAGGACCCACCCUAGAGCAUCUGAUCAAUAUAUAUGUAGAAAGAAGUUAUAUCAUGUGGAGGUUCCCAGAUCUGCAGAAACUGUUGGAACAGGCUGCUCUUUUGGCAAUUGAGUCAGUGAAAUCUAAGGACAAUGAAGCAAGGGACUGGGUAUGCAUGAGGAAAGAAGCUUUCUCAUCAGAGAAAAAUGAGUACUCGCACCUUUUGGUAUCAGAUUUCUCAGAUUCAGUCCCGGGCAUGCCACCUGAGGACUUGAGGAAUCUGAUGGUGGACCCACGUAUGCUGCAAGCUAUGCCUAAUGAAGGUCAUGGGUUGCCGCCUCCUGAGGAUCGGGCCCCAACUCGAGAAAUAUUAAACAGAGACCCAUUAAUGGUUUUCUUGGAGUCGAUGCUCCCUUGGAUUGAUUAUGGACUUCAUGAAGAUGCCCAGAAUGGCCACCCCAACCAAGACCAUGAAGAAGAGAACCCGCAAUAGUACAUAAUGGUCUCUCUCUCUCUCAUGUCCAGGGCUAGUGUGGUUUGUUUGAGGGUAAACUUUUAGGUUUGUCUCAAGGUUGAAAGAGAGUUAUGCAGUUAUAAAGGCCAUAGGCCAUUAACAACAUAAUGUUAUCGUCUUCAUAUCGCUAACCUGAAGUCCAACAUACCUGUUGUUUACACUAAGUGCUUUUUUCAUGUAAUGGCCAUUAGCUGUUACUGUUAUAAUGGUUAUUUCACAUUGUCCUAACAAUGUCUGGACUCCCAACCUUGACGUCCUGAUGCAAACCAGGUCACACGACUGGACAAAGGCCAAGGGACCAUUGUCUCCAUGAGUGUGUGCUAGCUGCCUUGUAUGAGGGACAACAUUUCAGGAACAAGCCCUUGAUCUCCCUGAUAUAAAUUAGUUGAUGUUUCUUUUUCUUCAUUCAUUUUUAGUGCUUCUUUUGCUUCAUAAAUAUCUUUCCUCGGUCUUGUCACAGUCGCAGACUAUGAAAAGCUUCUAGCUCUGCACCCUACGACUUAUAUCACUGGAGUGCAUAAUGCAGGAUAGAGAGAUGAAGCCAUUAGAAGAGUUUGCAGCUGGAGGUCAUAAGGACUCAAGUUGCUUAAAGUGAAAAUCGCUUAUGAUUAGGUCCAUUUGCAGCUGGAGGUCAUAAGGACUCAAGUUGCUUAAAGUGAAAAUCGCUUAUGAUUAGGUCCAUUUAUCUGUUUUUGUGAGCAUUUUAACUUCUAUAUAUUUUGUGAAUUUCUGGCAUUAAUUGUCGACCUCCCAUGGUCUUUUAAGCAUCUUCUCUAUUGUUUUGCCUGACUUAAAGACUUUCCGAGUUUGUAUAUAAUGAGAAGAAUGUAUUGAAAUGGGUGUCGGUGCCAUGGGGCAGUUAAAAAUCAA